This is a messenger RNA of Pogoniulus pusillus (Red-fronted tinkerbird), 1905 nucleotides long. It is a transcript of the gene ERGIC3, whose product is annotated as ERGIC and golgi 3. Gene Ontology annotation, cellular component: Golgi membrane; endoplasmic reticulum; endoplasmic reticulum membrane. Bases 65 to 1216 code for a protein of 383 amino acids. The transcript has 13 exons. Gene Ontology annotation, biological process: retrograde vesicle-mediated transport, Golgi to endoplasmic reticulum; endoplasmic reticulum to Golgi vesicle-mediated transport. Lineage: Eukaryota; Metazoa; Chordata; Aves; Piciformes; Lybiidae. The record is from RefSeq and is a predicted model, not a curated record.
GUGUGGCCCGGCCCCGGCCCGGCCCGCCCCGGAAGCCGCGUUGCGUUUCGGGCUGCGCGGCGCCAUGGAGUCGUUGUGGCGCCUGAAGCGGUUCGAUGCCUUCCCCAAGACCCUGGAAGACUUUCGGGUGAAGACGUGCGGGGGCGCGCUGGUGACGGUUGUCAGCGGGCUCCUCAUGGUGCUGCUGUUCUUCUCGGAGCUGCAGUACUACCUCACCAAGGAGGUCCACCCGGAGUUGUACGUUGACAAAUCAAGGGGAGACAAACUGAAGAUCAAUCUAGAUGUUGUUUUUCCACAUAUGCCUUGCGCCUACCUCAGCAUCGAUGCCAUGGAUGUAGCAGGAGAGCAGCAGUUAGAUGUGGAGCACAACCUGUUCAAGCAGCGCUUGGAUAAAGCCGGCAAUCGUGUGACUCCAGAGGCUGAGAGACAUGAGCUGGGCAAAGAAGAAGAGAAAGUGUUUGACCCCAGCUCUUUGGACGCGGAGCGCUGCGAGAGCUGUUACGGGGCAGAGUCAGAGGAUAUUCGGUGUUGUAACACCUGUGAUGAUGUCAGAGAAGCCUACAGGCGGCGAGGCUGGGCCUUCAAGAACCCAGACAGCAUAGAGCAGUGCAAGAGGGAAGGCUUUAGCCAGAAAAUGCAAGAGCAGAAGAAUGAGGGCUGCCAAGUGUAUGGCUUCCUGGAGGUCAACAAGGUAGCUGGAAAUUUCCACUUUGCACCAGGAAAAAGUUUCCAGCAGUCUCAUGUGCAUGUUCAUGAUCUGCAGAGCUUCGGACUGGAUAAUAUCAAUAUGACACACUACAUCAAACACCUCUCCUUUGGAAGGGACUACCCAGGCAUUGUGAACCCUCUGGAUGGCACAGAUGUCACUGCCCAGCAAGCUUCCAUGAUGUUCCAGUACUUUGUCAAAGUGGUCCCCACGGUGUAUAUGAAAGUAGAUGGUGAAGUGGUAAGGACAAACCAGUUUUCAGUCACAAGACAUGAGAAGAUAGCAAAUGGGCUGCUGGGAGACCAGGGUCUGCCUGGGGUCUUUGUGCUCUAUGAGCUCUCACCCAUGAUGGUGAAGCUGACAGAGAAACACAGGUCCUUCACACACUUCCUCACAGGAGUUUGUGCCAUCCUUGGAGGCAUCUUUACAGUUGCAGGCUUCAUUGACUCCUUGAUCUAUCACUCAGCACGUGCCAUCCAGAAGAAAAUUGAUCUUGGGAAGACAACCUAAAGAAGCAACAACUUCACUCCACCAAGAAAGCUCUAAGGAGGCCUUUCAAAACUCUAAAGGGGCUUUCCAAAAUACAACUUUCCUGCUGAGUGCACAAGAGAAGAGGUUUGGAACUGCUGAAUGGCCCCAAAGCCCCCUUUGUUUGGCAUUCAUUCGUGGGUAGAACUGCUUGAACCUUGCUGCUGUGGAGAUCAGCCACACCUCCUCUGGCUGUGCACACCUUGCCCUGAAGCCCUUUUGUGUCAGUCCCUGCUCUGUCCCCCUCCCCUCCAGCAAAGCUGUUUGCCUCCAGGACUCAGGCCGUGUAGUGUCAGGAGAAUGAAAUGGAUGGAAGCUCUCCAGCAGCACCAUCUAGCAGGCUUCACUCCCCUUCCAGGUGCUUCUGAUGGAUGCUGUGUGCCAGGCCUCUGGCUAAAUGUGCUCAGUCCCAGGCACUUCCCUUCCAGCUGCCCUGGGCAGUGUGGUGAGAGCUCACCCCUGGGCAGUGUGGUGAGAGCUCACCCCUGGGCAGUGUGGUAAGAGCUCACCCCUGGGCAGUGUGGUGAGAGCUCACCCCUGGGCUGUGCUUUCUGUCCUGUGGGGCAGUGCAGUUGCUGCAGAUUCCUCCUCUUAACUAAAGGUUCAAGUUGAUCUUUCACCAAAAGAAGUGUUUGGAACUCUGGUUUUUAAAUUAAAUGGUGUGGAUUUCA